AUGGACGACGCGUGGACGACGACGACGAACGCGCGCGGUGUCGGUGGACGGGCGCUCGCGGAGACGAUCGCGAACGCGCGGCGUGGGUAUAACCCGUGUGGGGAAUACGAACUGGACGUGCGAGGGAUGAAGAUCGCGGCGAUUGAAAAUCUCUCCGUCGCGCGCGAUCAGUACGAUUGUUACGACAUGACGGGGAACGAGAUCGUGCGGGUGGAGAAUUUUCCACCGAUGAAGCGGAUGCAGACGCUGAUGCUCGGUGAUAACAGGAUCGCUCGGGUGCGGGGGGAGGAACUCGGGCGGGCGGCGCCGCGGCUGCGGAACCUGACGCUGAUGAAUAAUUCGUUGCGGAAUCUGGGUGAUUUGGACGAGUUGGGGGCGAUCAAGAAGUUGACGCAUCUUAGCUUGAGCGGGAACCCGGUGUGCGCGAAGGAAAAUUACAGGCUGUACGUGAUUUAUAAGUGCAAGGCGCUGAAGACGUUGGACUUUUGCAAGGUGAAGGCGGCGGAGCGCGAGUUGGCGGAAAAAAUGUUCGGGAAGGACGACGGCGCGGCGGCGCGGGCGAAGACGUUCACCCCAGGAGAUGGUCUGGACGACGCGAAGGAGAAGGAGCCGGAAGAGGAGGCCAAGCCGAGCGGUCCAUCGCCCGAACAGUUGCUCGCAUUGAAGGCAAAAAUCGCUCAAGCGGAGACGCUUGAAGAAAUCGCGCGCCUCGAGAACGCCCUGAAGACCGGGGUCGUUCCCGCGGACUUUGCGAUUUAG
Messenger RNA from Ostreococcus tauri, 759 nucleotides. RefSeq names its product Leucine-rich repeat. The coding region runs from base 1 to 759 and encodes 252 amino acids. The transcript has a single exon. Gene Ontology annotation, biological process: mRNA splicing, via spliceosome. Lineage: Eukaryota; Viridiplantae; Chlorophyta; Mamiellophyceae; Mamiellales; Bathycoccaceae. Gene Ontology annotation, molecular function: protein binding; U2 snRNA binding. The record is from RefSeq and is a predicted model, not a curated record.